GAAUACGAGCACAUUCCUAUCAGCAAUUAUCAGCAGCAGUAACUAUAUCCAGAUAUACCUGACAGGGAGAAACACACUGCCGUCGCCCUGGAUAAAAAAAGACCACUUUGGUUUCACUUAUCUCCGAUCUGUGCCCGCAGCCUUUACGCAUUACAAAGGGCGAUGUUUGGAGACGUCCGUGUGAAGUGACACAGGUCCCCCUGCGCUCCUCUGUUGAGGUUUGGACGGCCAAAGGACCGAACUGCUUUAUCACCCUUAUCUGGUGAGAUAAUACACAGAGAGCCCUCGGGAAUGUAGUGAUGUUGCUCUUGUACGCAGCAGACGCUGUUGUCAAAGUUGAGUGUGAUUCGGGUUUCUAUUGAUACAGAAUACAUGUGCAUGAUAGAUGUAAAACAGAACUCGCUGUCUGCUGUGUUUGAUUGGGUUUUUCCGUUUUGGACAUGAUUUAAUGAGACGUGCAAAGCCGCAGGAUAUCUGGGGUUACUCGCCUGUGUCAGUGUGCAGAGACCAGCAUUAGUUCAUGUCAUUUCAGUCCAGUCCGUGUUGGACAGGUGAAAUCUGACUGUUGCUGUUGGAUCAUCGUUGAACUUUUAGACUGAUUUUUUUUUUAUGCGCGACUGUAAGAUAAAAUAAAUUGUACACACCGGCCUAGAGAUUAAUUUUCGAAUCUGUAAAUAAACACACAUAAUUAAAAACAUGUCGCUUAUAUGACAUAAAAUUGGGAAGUCCUUGAAAUUUUGCCAGACUUAAUUGGCCUCAAGUCUCGUCUUUAUUAUAAAAUAUCCGUUACUUGACAGGAGAGUUUCAUUAAAUCAUUUGUUGAAACGGGCACAGAGGGAAAAAAACGCUCCUAUAUUUUCCAUUUUCAAAACUGAACAUAAAAGUUUGUGAAAAUGUAUCAGAGCCUGGCGUUGUCAUCCAAUCAGUCCCCUUACUCAUAUGACACCGGGACUUACAUCCAUCCCUCGGCCAGCUCUCCGGUCUACAUCCCGACCACCAGAGUCCCAGCCAUGCUGUCCACUCUGCCCUGUUUGCAGACCUGCGACUCGACCCUCCAGUCGCACGGCCUCGGCGGGCACCACGGCUGGCCUCAGACCGGCACUGAGGGCUCUUCCUUUACGACCAAGAGCCCUCAGCUCCCGCACGGCUUCUCCUACUCACACAACACGGCCGUCAGCAGUAACUCCGGCCGGGACGCGACCUAUCAGAGUCCUCGGGAUCUCGAAAACGGCGCUCUGGCGGAUCAGUACGGAGGCCCCGUGGUGCGCUCGGGCGGAGGUUCCUAUUCCAGCCCCGACGCGUACAUGAGCCCGGAUGUGGCGACGUCCUCCUGGACACCAGGACCCCUCGAGAGCGGAGGGAUCAGUCUGCCGGGAAGACAUGGAGGACUUUGCGGGAGGAGGUCCAGUCUGGACCUGAUAGACGACAUGUCCACUGAGGGCAGGGAAUGCGUCAACUGCGGAUCCAUGUCAACGCCGCUGUGGCGCAGGGACGGAACUGGGCACUACCUGUGCAAUGCCUGUGGUCUUUACCACAAGAUGAACGGCAUCAACAGGCCACUCAUCAAACCACAGAAACGACUGCAGACCACAUCUCGCCGGACUGGCCUUUCCUGCACUAACUGCCGAACCAGCACCACCACACUGUGGAGACGCAAUGCUGAUGGAGAACCUGUGUGUAAUGCCUGUGGCCUCUACAUGAAGCUGCAUGGGGUGCCCAGACCUCUGGCCAUGAAGAAAGAGUGCAUUCAGACCAGGAAGCGCAAACCCAAGACACACAAGAAUAAAACAUCAACAGGUUCCAUCAAAUCUAACACCAGCUCCCCAACAUCGCUCUCAGUCUCAGAACAUACCUCCACCAUUAAGAGUGAACCUAACACGGCCCCUUCACCCUAUGCAGGACAGACUGGCACAUCUGCCACUCAGACAGGUUCACAGUUAGAGAGCAACAGAUCAAGAGUUGUGGACGUUAAAUAUGAGGAUUAUUCCUUUACCCCUACCUCCAUGGCCUCACAGAACUCGUGGUGUGCUCUUUCUCAAGCAUGAGCAGCCUUGACCAGCAAGACAAGAUAUUGACACCAGAAAAUCCGUUUUGCCUUUGUUGUGGCCAUCUCAACAUCCUGCAAUUAUUCCUCAUGUCACUGGAGCAGUGGAGAAAAGUGAUGCAUAAACAUUAAACUGGGGCUUAUUCACUGUCUGAUAUGUGUUCAGGCUGUGUCAACCCAAGGGCAUCUUAUCCACUUGCCUUCGUUGGCUCUGUAACUUACAGGCUCCAUAUACUGCAGCCUACCUGGUACAUACUUUAGCCUCACAAGGACACAGGGUACCUGGACUGCAGUUUUACAGAAUGAUACCUGUUAUCCACACAACAUUGUCUUGACAGUUCAGCCAGGGUAUAUAAUACAAUUGAACCAGGACUUAGCACUGACCUUGGCUGACUCCCAAACUCCCAUUUAACAAGCCAUACAACAGGAACUACCUAUGACUAUAGGAACAUUCUGUUUUCAGAUAAACACUGCACUAAAAGGGCUGCACCAAUGCAAAAUCAAUCAGAUGAAAUGUAAAAAGACAUGACUUUAUAUCUGAUGACUGUUUUUAUAUCUGAAGAUUCUGUGGCUGUCACUGGUGUUUGUCAGCCUCACUGCUUUCUCUGGUGUUUCCAAGAAUACAGUAAGAACAGUUCAGGCAUGUUCUUGUCAUCUCAGAAAGACUAGAGGGAAAUUAAAAGAAUAUACCUUUCCAUGGUUGUUGAUAAUGUGUCAUUACCAACAUGUAGAUGAUUAACUUAUAUAGUCACAUUAUUUAUGUUGAGAUAAGGACAGUUAAAAGUCAUGGUGGACACUAAACCCAGCCAAUCAUUGCUGGUGCUAGAAUGUUGUUUUGGGAGGUCUCUAAACAAACUGCAUCUUCUGCAAUUCAUUUGAAACCCAGGAGCAGCUGUUUUAUUCUGACAUCAUGAUAACAUAUCAGAGGUCUAUUCAUUAAAUAAAUAAAUUAAUAAAAAAUGACAAUGACGUGCAAUAGCUAUUUUUCAUGUUAAAUAUUGCAGACAAGAGAGAACCCUUAACGCCAUCCCUAACCCUGAAAUUAUUCUAAACAUAAUAACAUUUAGUUUGCAUCUGAUUUUUUUUCAAUAUGCAAGGGAUUUUUAUUAUAUAAUGUUGUAUAAUAAUAUAAUUUUCUUUCUGUUUCUUCUGUUUUUCACGUUCUUUAGAAAUUGUACUUUUUUGAGAAUUUGAGUAAUAAAUGUAAUCUCAUUCAAUUAGUUUGUUUGGUUUUCAAGUGAAUCUUACAAAUUCUUCAUUGCUCUUGACAUGAUGAUUUUUACUCCUUGGGGUAAAUAUGCUCUUACAAAUGGAUUCUAAAACAAAUGAUAUUUAACACUGUUCGUAUAUAUUAAAGAAAAUAUUGUCACAAGUAUCCUGUAACUAGAU
This is a messenger RNA of Acanthopagrus latus (yellowfin seabream), 3433 nucleotides long. RefSeq names its product GATA binding protein 5 (gene gata5). The coding region runs from base 894 to 2045 and encodes 383 amino acids. Gene Ontology annotation, cellular component: nucleus. The transcript has 6 exons. Gene Ontology annotation, molecular function: DNA-binding transcription factor activity, RNA polymerase II-specific; RNA polymerase II cis-regulatory region sequence-specific DNA binding; zinc ion binding. Lineage: Eukaryota; Metazoa; Chordata; Actinopteri; Spariformes; Sparidae. Gene Ontology annotation, biological process: negative regulation of transcription by RNA polymerase II; cardiac muscle tissue development; cell fate commitment. The record is from RefSeq and is a predicted model, not a curated record.